Messenger RNA from Cotesia congregata, 1665 nucleotides. NCBI's taxonomy places the organism in Eukaryota, Metazoa, Arthropoda, Insecta, Hymenoptera, Braconidae. The record is from the annotation of a GenBank genome assembly.
AUUAUUAGAGAAGAAACAAUCAACGAAAAGCAAGCAACUUAUAUGUCUGACUUAAUCGGUCAAUGUUACCCAGAAGCAGAGUCAUUAGUCAUGAUCUUCGAGUCAGGAAAUUUGAUCCUUUACAACUCUUUCAAGUUUGAAAAAUUCAACACCCUAAACAUUCUAAGUGAUUACACAACAUACAAAGCAAUUCCGAAGUUUCAAAAAGCCCCAAUAAAAGGAGUGCUCGUAAUAUCAUCAACAACUGACUCACUAAAAGCAGUAAUCGUCGAAUCAAAGUGGCACAGCCAGAGGCAAUUUUUUGUCAUCACAGACAACGGGAAGAAAAGCUGUACGAACGCAAAACGUUAUCUAACAAGAGCUUGGAGACAUGACGUCCUAAAUUGUAUUUUCUUGUGUUUUCAUCAAGGUGACAGAUACAUUUACACAUUAAACCCAUUUAUUCCGUACGCCCCAGGACCAUGGCAAGUAAAUCAUAAAGAUGAAUUUGAAUCUUUGACAUUUUUCAGUCAAAAAUUUACAAGCGGGUUCUUGAUUAAAUUAGCCGCGGAUAAUUUUCCGCCUUACGUAUCAUACUCGAUAGUAAACAACACAAUCACCAACAUAAGCGGGUACGAUUAUUCAAUAAAUAAAAUAAUAUGGACAAAAUUAAACGUUACUUACCAAGUUUACGACAAGUACAACGGGACUGAAGUUUCUUCUCCAUUUCUGAUAAAAAAUCCUGCAAAGAAGAUAUCGUUAAUCGACAAAGUACUGGAAAAUAAAACAGACUUCCUAAUGAACUCACUGUUCAUCCGCGAGCCGGGCCUGGAAGUUGACUUCGGGCACUUUCUCCUGCAGACGGGAAUCACAGCGGUAACUCCUCACCGCGGGUAUCUCAGCAGCACCCAGAAACUCUUCUCAUUUCUUCCUCUGAGCAUCGCAAUCCUCUUUUUGCUCACCAGCAUUUUCGGAUUCACCGUUCUGAAGUAUAUAAUAAAAGACCCUUACUCGCACAAUUCCAUCGACAUACUUCGGGUGUACUUGAGCUCACCUCUGCCUACCUUGCCGACAACCGGCCGAGGAAGACUUUUCUUCGGCAGCAUCCUCAUCGUCUUCAUGAUAAUCAACGCAGUGGUCCAGGGAAAUUUAGCGAAGAUCUUCACCGCUGAAAAAAGCCUCCGUAAUCUUGAGACUCUUUCCGAAAUGAAGAAAUUGAACAUGACUGUGUUUACCACCCUCUGGAUCGAGGAAGUUCUGAGAAAGAAUAAUCAUACUAAUGUUCAGGUUGUCAACAAAUCAAUGGAUUGUACUUCGCUGAAAACUAACGAGGCUUACGUCGAGGAAGAGUUGUACCUCGGCUACACUGCGCUUGUUGGAUAUGCCCACUGCCAUAUGCCCAAAAAAACUCUGAUUCCAGGGCUGUUUCAUUCGUACUACGCGCGCGGCAAUUGGCCAAUUUUUCCCAGGGUUAAAAGAUUGUUAUUAACGCUCUUUGAAAGUGGGAUCAAUAAUUGCUUUAUUGAAAAAGUAAUCUUUAAACCUAGGCCUCGUGACCCUACUCAAUAUCGCCCUUUGACUAUGGAUGACAUGGGUUUUAUUUUUAAAGUCAUUGUCAUUGGGUUAUUAUUAGCAACAUUUGUUUUCUUGUUCGAAGUUUGGAUAUCUCCACCUACAAAUAAUCAU